Molecule: messenger RNA, 6304 nt
Organism: Hypomesus transpacificus
Lineage: Eukaryota; Metazoa; Chordata; Actinopteri; Osmeriformes; Osmeridae
Gene: lrrfip1a
Product: leucine rich repeat (in FLII) interacting protein 1a
Exons: 21
Coding region: 1188-5636 (1482 amino acids)
Biological process (GO): regulation of transcription by RNA polymerase II
Molecular function (GO): DNA-binding transcription factor activity, RNA polymerase II-specific; RNA polymerase II cis-regulatory region sequence-specific DNA binding
Source: RefSeq, a predicted model, not a curated record
CCACAGCUUCAUCACAUUUCCAACGUUGAUGCAGCCCGAGACAGCCCAAGUCAGGCAGGAAUUAAAAAGAACUGAAAAGCGUGUGAUCACUACUUAUUCUCGAAGAGCAACAAGAAACUUGAAACUGUUCAUAGAUGGUUGACAUGGUGUCUGCCCCUCACUGGGGUUUAGUAAUGAGAGAGCUUUGUUUGGGCUGGGCACUGAGCCAUGUGACCAGCUGGGUCGCCCCCCUGCUGGGAGGGCAAGUACUUACUUUGUUUCUAAGGAUCUGGCAGCCGACAAGCAGAUCCUGUCAGGGACUUAGUCAUUACUGUGUCAAGCAGGCUUCGGAAGGAUUCCAGUGCAUCUGUCAAAACUGAUCAAUGUACUCAUCACUGAGGAAUUAUCUGUAUGUUUCUCAGGUUGUGAUUUGACCAGAAGUUCUUGAAUUAUUAUAUUAAACAAUAAUGGAUCCUGUCCAUGAACUUUUGUGACUUUGCUGCAGAAUAUCCCUUGGGUAUCCCUUUCAGAUCACUUAUUUUGUUGGCACUUUCUAUCCCAUCAUAUUGAACAGAGGUCAGGCCUUUUGGCCAUAGGAAGUUGUGCUAAGGAUGACAGUUCAGAUUUGGUGUACUGUUUGAUCGUUCAGUUUGGCAGUCAGUGGUGUGUGUUUGUGCUUCUCUGGUUCAACACCUCUGAUCUCUACCUGAGCGAGCCCCACAUUUCUUGGUUCUCUAUUCUUAGCCGUCAGUAAUCUCAGAGGAGGCCUCACAGAAUCACACUCACUGCUUUACGAAAACGAUUCAAAUCACAGGAUAAAUAAUGUUCCCUGUGGCGCAGUGUAACUGCCUAACAAUCUUAACUCCAACAAACUCUCCAGUCGGUGAUAUUUAACAUCCAUCCUUGUAAUUGAACAAAGCGGAUACGUUCAUAAACAAACUCGAUCACUUUCUUGGCCAGACUCAUGGACACAAACACACACCACCCUGUCAUACUCACCAGAUUAACAGUCAAUGCUACGCCCAGUCUGGUCAGGAGGUGGGUGUGUGUGUCUUUAAACCUUGAACCAAAGUAGUUCCAAAGUAGCUUAGCUGGGCUCCUUUCUGAAGCCAGAGGUGGACUAGCAGCAGCUCAAAAGCGCUCUGACGACGGCAGGAACAAACCAGGGACGGCUCCUCUUCCAGGACCUCUUCUGGACACGGCCUCUCAUGCUCAGGGGGAGGAAACAGGGCCAAGGGUUCGGACAUGUGUGUGGAUCAGGGCUGCUCCCUCCGCAGGGAGGCGGUCUGAGCCCCGGAGGUUCUCCUGCCGUGAUCCCGUGUCCCCGGCCGGCCGGCGGGUCCAGGGCCCUAUGGCUCACCCGGGGCAGGGCCCCUGAGCCCGGAGGCACGGCUGGGCGGAGGCUGGCAGGCAGGGGGGUGAGGGCUGCUCUCUGGAGGCGCCCUGCCACCCCCCCGAGGAAAAAGGAGGACAGUGAGAGGUACUCACGGCCCUCACGGAAACAUACCUCGAUCUCCGACGAUGAUGAACGCAUGUCUGUGGGCAGCCGGAGCAGUGUGAGGUCGGACCUAGACACUCUGGGAAGCUACGCUGCAGGGGGCUCCUCGUAUUCUCAGAAGAAGUCAAAGAAGAAGAAGAAACACAAACACAAAGACAGAGAUAGCAACGGCUAUGACGAUGGUUACAGUGCCGUAUCCAGCAGGAGCUCCAGACUUAGUGAUGACAGUAGGAUGUCUCGUGACGACAGCAGGGUGAUUCGCUCAUCCAAACUAGACUUGACGAGUUCCAGACUCAGUGAUGACAGCAGGUUGUCUCGCUCCUCCAGACUGGACCUCCAGCCGGCAGCCUAUGCUUCCUCUGACUUAUACAGCAGCAAUGGCCUGUCUUCCUCUAGACAACAAGGCUCUGCUUACAAUGGCUACCAGGCCUCCUUGUACGAGGACAGUCUGUACAGUGUGUCUCGGAGGGUCACUGGCUCCAACUCUCGCCCCUCAGAGUACAGUAGCUAUCGAGGCUCCAGAGCUUCCUCCAGGGCCAGCUCUGCCCGCGCCAGCCCAGUGGAGGACGGCGGCUCUGUGGCCAGCUUCUUGCGCAGCGCGGCCCCAGGGGGGGUCCUGCCCAGAGACCUGGACCAGCUGUCCAUCCCCAGCCUGUCAGACAACGAGGAUCGAGAUUACCUGGAAAAGGGUUCUCGAGCAGCUUCCACCCUAUCAGCAGCGACCCUCGCCUCGCUCGGUGGGACUUCCUCCCGGAGAGGAAGUGGUGAACUAUCUGCUGCUGAAACCGAGGUCUCCAUAAGAGAGAUCAAGGAGAUCCAUGAGCUGAAGGAUCAGAUACAGGAUGUGGAAUCCAAGUACAUGCAGAACCUCAAAGAAGUCAAGGACGCCCUGGUGGAGGUAGAGGAGAAGUACCGUAAAGCCAUGGUGUCCAACGCCCAGCUGGACAAUGAGAAGAACAACCUGAUGUACCAAGUGGACACGCUGAAGGACUCUCUCAUGGAGCUGGAGGAGCUGCUGUCUGAGUCGCGCCGGGAGUACGAGGACAAGGUCAAGGAGCACGAGAGGGAGAAGCAUGCUCACGGCGUGCUGCAGUUCCAGUUCACUGAGCUGAAGGAGACCCUGAAACAAAGCGAGGAGAUGCUGACUGAGAUCCGUCAGCUGCGAAUGAAGCACGAUGGUUUAAACCGAGAGAUCUCUGACCUCCAGGAGACAGUGGAGUGGAAGGAUAAAAAGAUUGGGGCCCUAGAGAGGCAGAAGGAAUAUUCAGACGCGAUCCGAAACGAGCGAGAUGAGCUCAGGGAUGAGGUGGUCCAGCUGAAGGACAUUCUAAAGAAACAUGGGAUUGUGCUGGGACCCGACCUGACCACCAAUGGAGAGAGUGUGGAGUCAGCGAGCGAGGGCUCGCUGGGUGUAGACCCAGCCUCUCGUCUGGCCCAGGACCCCCACACCCCCUCGGAGGGGAACAGCGUGCUGGGGAAAGCACGGGAGAUGCAGUUGGCAGGUAGAGGAGAUAAGGAGGUGGAUCCACCAGGGUCCAGACAGCGAGAAGAGACGCAGAAGGAGGAGGAGGGGGAGGAAGAGGAGGUUCUGACGCCCUCUGACCCCCGGGACCUGGGAGCCGAUCCCAGGACUGAAACAACCGUAGAGAAACAGCAAGGUUUACUCUCAAGAGAUUGUGAAGAUGCAGACGACCUCAACAAAGACGGUCGUAAUGAUUUUGCAGUUGCCAAUGUGAAAAGGGCUGGCUCCAUUGAGGAACAGGUGAUUUUGACAGAUCCUGAGCACAGUGUAGAAGUACAGGAAACAGAACACAGACUCGCAGGCGUAGAGAGGGGUGACGCAGGGGAGAUUAAGGGGAGUGAUGGGGAAGAUGACCCUAAGAAGGUCAAAGUGCAUUAUUUAGAGAGUCAGCCAGUGAGCAAAAGUGUUAACGGUUCAACAGAAACCUCCUCAGAGAAGCCCCCUGCAGUUGAGGACAAAACAAACAUAAAAGCAUCAAACAAUCCAGGAAAUAACCUUGAUGGAUCGCAUCAGAGGCAGGUCCAAUCAGACGCUGGGUCUCCAGAGGAGGUGGAGACAGCAGAGGUGGAUGUCCCGGAGGAACCAGACGUGACCUCCAGUCAGGCUCAACCCCAGGGCGGGAACGCCUCAGGCAGGAAGAAGAAGAAAAAGAAGAAGAACAAGAAGAAAAGGGGAGAGUCUCAGAACGAUGAAAAGCCAGGGGGCGACGCCAAGACCGGCGGAAAGAACGGGAAAGAGAACGAAGACGCGGGUAGCAGAGAGAAGCCGUCUGUGGUGGUUGAACUCCAACAGACUUCCACUGUAAUUCCAAAUGAAUCUCAGAUUAACCAAGAAAACGGUCAGAAAACUGUUUUAGAAGCCACGCAACAUCCCACACUGGACCCAGAGAACCCGGAUGCAGGAACUAAGGCAUCAAAGUCAAACUGCAGUACUUCUACUACGAGUUGUGUUGCCGAGUGCACACCAAACACGGAUCCUAAAGUGGAACCAGAAUUCACAACCAACCAGGAAGAUAUUAUAAUCCAGACAGCAUUGCCAGCAACCACUGAUAUUUUAAUAGAACAAUCAGAAUCCACAUCUCAGGUUGUGAACGAAGCAAAUGAGUCAAAACACCUAGACAGUAUCGGUGCUCUCGGAGACAAAUGUGAGUUGAUCACUGCCAAUACUGAAAACAAGGAGGUUGAAUUUGAGUCCCCAAUCGAAACUGACAUCCAUAGAGAGAAGUCCGAACACACAAGCAACCGUGAUGAAGUCGUAAAUGACCCAGAGACGUCCACUGACUCCAGAUGUCAGUUGGACAUUCAGCCGUCCGCAGAUGCUGUUUCAGCAGGUGUCAAAGAAGACAAUGUUUUGAGGGUCUCCGAUGCUGACCCCACAGAGACGAUGUUUCAAACUGUCGAAGAGGAACCAGCAACUGACUGUCAGACAUCUCCUAAACUCAGACCAGAGCUGGAUCAGAUAACGCUGGAAGCCUCAAGUGAUGUGGAUGAUCUCGUUAGCCCAGACCAUUUCAGUGCUAAAGCAACACUGGACUUGGAGAGGCUACCCCAUGAGGAACCAGACGGAAGCGACAGGGAGUCUGAAAAUGCCCCCGAACGUGACCUCACAGUCCAAGCAGAGGCAGAGGAGGACCACAACUCAGAUAACAACACAUCUCUCGAUGGCAGCUGCCUUAAUGAGACCGUGAGUGAGUCUGAGGUAUGGGGGGAUGUAUCUGGUGUGGUGUUGGACCCCCAGCUACGGGAGGAGAUGUGUGUGGCUGCCGGAGAACACGCCACCACAGACAGCAGCUCAGACAUGAGGGAGGGUUCUGCCACUCCAAGCGCCAAUGACGAGAAGGAUGAGACACGUUCUGGUUUAUCCUCGAGCGAAAACCGAGAGGAUUCCAGGAAGGACGUGAGAGAAGACGACAAGCUGAUUGUUCCACCCAAGCUGGAGAGCGAGGAAGAGGAGGAGGAGAAUACGAAAGGGCAAUCAUUUGACUUCGACGACUUGGAUUUUGAAAUUUCGGCAGACGACAAAUCUGAAACUCACCAAACAAACGUACACACGGAGCAGGUGGUCGUGUCAGAGGAGGUUGACAGUUGUAACAUGGAGCAAAGCCAAAGUAAAGCUGUUAGUCAAGAGUCAGACACAGACACAAGGCCACAGCUUCUAAGUCAGGAAAAUCCUGACUCUUGUCUGAGACACAACGAAGGGGAGCCUGAGGACCAGUCAACAGGACAGAGAGAUACUGUAGUGAAGGAGCAGGAAGCCAGUGGGCCAGAAGAAUGCCCAAGCCCAAAGCAAGAAGCCCAUAGCCCAGAGGUAGAGAACCAGGAACAGCUAGCGGCUUUCCCAGAACAAGUGAGAGAGGUGAAUGAACAGGGGAGCAUUCCAGAGGAGAGAGCAGGAUUGAUCAUCGAACAACAGGACGGUGCCCAAAGUGGAGGGGUGCAGAAUGAUGAGCAUACUGUUGUGGUGGAGGAAGGAGUGGAAGCUAUCGAUGAUGGGCUGCAGGCUGAGAGGUUAGGUUGCCAGAACACAGGGGAGCCAGUAGUACAGAACUAUGAGCGUUCUAGGAAAGGAUCUAAAAGCAGCAGCAGCAGCAGCAAGAAGGGGAAGGGCAAGGGGAAAGAGGACUGUAAGAUGUCCUAGUCAGGACCCAGAUACAUACCCUUUUUUUAAUAUACAUGUAAUUCCGGUUUGGGCUUCAAACGAAAACAAUAAUAGAGGUCAGAACCACUUCGAAGUGAUUGUAAGGUCAUAGGCCGGACGAUUUGAAUUAUUUUCAGACUUUUUGAGACAGUUAAUCUGUAAAUACUUGUCUGUAAAAGUUAUGUCAUGGAUACUAAGAUGACAUUGUACUGGUUGCUUCAAAGAACAUGCUGUAUUUAUUUUGUGGAAUUAGUUAGCAAAUUAGCUACCAUAUUUAUCAUGCAUCAGUACAUAUUGCACCAUUUUUACUUCAUACUCUUACAACACGUAACUAAUUGACUUUUUGGAACAAAUGGUUGUGUAUAACAUCUAGGUAGAAGUAUUAGAUAAAUCGCCAACAAGUCUAAAAUCUUGUGUUGCUGACCACACAGUUCCAGUUGUCAAAGGAAGCAGGUGAUUGUAUACUGAGAAGUUCUAUUGUAAUCCAGUGUUGUCAGAAUAUAGCAAUUAGGCUUUUUAUGAACAGUAAUCCUUCCUCAUCGCAUUGGGGGGAAAACGUCACAGGAAAUUCACUUCAGCCAAUUAUGUAUGUGUUGGAUUUGUCUAAUUGUUGUAUUUGUUUUUGAUUCUGUUUGAUGCAACUAAAUAAAUAUCAGGUUCUAAAUGGG